Molecule: messenger RNA, 3214 nt
Organism: Limulus polyphemus (Atlantic horseshoe crab)
Lineage: Eukaryota; Metazoa; Arthropoda; Merostomata; Xiphosura; Limulidae
Product: neuroligin-4, X-linked-like
Exons: 8
Coding region: 539-2962 (807 amino acids)
Biological process (GO): chemical synaptic transmission; postsynaptic membrane assembly; synaptic vesicle endocytosis
Cellular component (GO): postsynaptic membrane; synapse; cell surface
Molecular function (GO): neurexin family protein binding; signaling receptor activity
Source: RefSeq, a predicted model, not a curated record
CUCGCAGUGUGUCCGCCGUGGAUGCGUGGUGGUGAGGCUGAAUGUUCAGUAGUUUCAGUACGUCAGAUUGUCUCUUUCCUUUUUAUUCAGCGGCACCUUUCAUAAAGAAAAUCCUUCUAGAUACGAAAAACUAUUCUUUUAUUUGUUGUUAUGAACUGGAAUUGAAAAAACUGCUUAAAUUAGUUUGAUUAGUACAUGAAACAAUUAUUGAGAACUAAAGUGUCAAAGCUCAAUACAAAAUUUCAAAGUUUUAAACUGACGUUUUGUGAAGAAUUCUCUCGUAAAAAUACAAAAUAAUCUCAUUUCGAUAUACUGAUAUGUGUAUUUAUUCUUGAAAACUAACCAAGUAUUGUUGGGAACCUCUUUGUUUCCAUAUAAUGACAUUCAUUAUGGUGUAUACCUCUCACUAAAACUUAUUUUGGAUUGUCUACUUAUAAAAGUUGUUUACUGGUAUUAAAAGUUGAAGAGAAAAAAAAAGGUCAGCUAAAGUGCUUAGGAAGAUACGGAGAUACAGAGCUCAAAGAUAAAUCUGUACAUCAUGCUGACCAUAGAUGUUACUGUUUUGUUGAUGUUCUUGGCUUUAUUCCAGCAUUUACAAGGUGAGCCUCAUAAGCGAGAUACGCGAAUUGUACAAACAAAGUAUGGUUCUGUAAGAGGCAUUAUUCAAAUCCUUUCAAACCGUCGUCUUCAGCCUGUCGAUGUCUUUCUAGGGGUUCCUUUCGCUAGUCCGCCUAUUGGAUCUCUUCGUUUCAUGCCUCCUGUUACUCUUCCCAGAUGGAAGGGUGUUCGAAUGUCCGAUAAACUAGCACCUGUUUGUCCACAGGUGUUUCCAGAUAUUCAUAAUGAAACUGAAGCCUUGCAAAGAAUGCCUGCUGGAAGACUAGCAUAUCUUCGAAGACUUCGACCUUAUCUUCAAAACUAUAGUGAAGAUUGUCUCUAUUUGAAUAUUUAUGCUCCUGCAAAAGCUUACAUGGAACCUGUAAAACUACCCGUGAUGGUCUACAUACACGGAGAGUCGUAUUUCUGGAAUUCGGGCAAUCCCUACGAUGGAAGUGUUCUGGCAAGCUACGGUGACGUUGUCGUAGUUACUAUUAACUACAGAUUAGGAGUAUUAGGUUUCUUUCCAGCAACUGAGGGCUCUGCUAGGGGAAACUACGGACUUAUGGACCAAGUAGCAGCUCUACACUGGAUACAGGAGAACAUUGAUGGUUUCGGCGGAGAUCCUCAUAAUGUGACGAUAUUCGGGCAGGGCCACGGAGCCGCUUGUGCUAACAUCUUGAUGAUAACUCCCAUGGCUAAAGAUCUUUUUCAUCGAGUAAUUCUGCAGAGUGGAUCAGUUUUUAGUCCCUGGGCCAUCGCAAAGGAUUCGCUGUUUUAUGCUCGUCAAGUAGCAAAAAAACUCAAUUGUCCCACGAACAUCGAUACCUCAACGAUUGAAUGUCUUCGUCAUCGUCCACUUCAAAAAAUAUUAGACGUCUACGUAGAAAUACCUGAUUAUCUAACAACGUUUGGGCCAACAGUAGACGGCAUAUCAUUACAGCAUGAUCCAGAAUAUCAGAUGGAAGAAGACAGUGAUAUCAAUCGUCAGUAUGACCUACUUUUUGGCGUUACUCGAGCAGAAUCUUAUUUUCACUUUUCAGCUAGAGAAGAGAUGAUAGGUAUCAACUUGGACAGACGAAAUAGAAUUUUCCGAACAUUGGUUAGAAACCUCUAUAAUUACCAUCAACAAGAAAUUUAUCAAACGAUCAUCAACGAGUACACCGACUGGAGUCGUCCUACUCAACACCCUUUUAACUUACUGGAAGAAACUGUUGAUGCUUUGAGUGACGCUUUGGUUGUGGCACCGCUUGUCAAGUUAGGAAACAUGCAAGCUCACGUUCGUCAAAACACUUACUUCUACGUUUUUGGCCACCAGUCUGAAGUAGGAGACUAUUCUCCUAAACUUGGCUGUAUCCACAGUGAAGAGCUUCCCUACAUAUUUGGUGCACCGUUAGUAAACACUCUAGCACAUUUUCAACCUAACUACACUCGGCUAGAGGUGGCACUGUCAGAAGCUGUUAUGACCCACUGGACGAACUUUGCUCAAACUGGGAAUCCGAAUUCGACCUCCCAUAGAGGUAAUGUGGAUAAACUUGCACCAAAACUCAAUCGUUUCGAAUGGCAAAGAUAUGACUCCUCAUAUCAGAAACACGUUACUAUAGGAAUGAAGCCUCGAGUGCGGGACCAUUAUCAUGCCCAUCAACUAUCAUUCUGGUUAAAUCUCCUACCCGCUCUCAACAGGGUCGGCUCGGAAGAUAUUCAUGGCGAGCACCACAGGCUCCAUGAUUACAAUAACCCUUUCUCGUACGAUGGAAUCAUACGCAGUCAUCAUUCAUCCUCCACUCAAGUUGUCACCACCGUCUCUUUUACUAGAGAAGACAGUGUUGCCACGGAAACCAGUGAAAGCAGUUCAAUUUCACAGAUGAAGUCGAGCGUGGAAGUAACUUCGCAAGCUGUGCUGGAAAGCGUCUUGAUUGCUACAGAGUCAGCCAAUAAAAACGAAUCUAAGACUGUUGUUUAUCAAGAAGAAAUAUACUCCACAACACUCAGCGUGACUAUUGCUGUUGGAUGCUCUCUUUUAAUUCUGAACGUUUUAAUUUUUGCUGGAGUUUACUAUCAAAAGGACAAACCUAGAGAUUUUAAGCUGGACAAAAGAAUUUACGAGUCACCAGGAUGUGCAGACGAUGAUCCCCUUCCAAAAUUAAAUCAAAUGAAUAUGGAAUUAUUGCAUGCCAGAGCCAACUCUUCCGCCAUACCGUCCACUCAUCCUCACGAAGUAUGUUUCCCUCUUCCUCACACCUCUAUGGCUGUCAAUACUGUUCCCAAUUCUCUUGGACUGCAGAAAGUGUCACCACUAGAGGGCCAAUCGCUCCUGGCACACAGCUUGCAAGGACCAACGACUUGCCAGGAGAUGAGGGUGUGAGUAGGUGUCCUUUCAAGACUUCAUUUUCAGGAGCGUCCUGGCGAGACAACCGUUUAACAGUAACAAGAAAAAGAAAGUCCUACUAAGAAAAACAUUGAGAGUGCAUCUAGACAGCUGGUGCUUUUUUUUACGUUGUUGCUUUGAGCAACGUAGGAUCUUCAGUUUGCUGUAAUUUCGAACUAGUUUGUGAUAUAUAUUUCUUUUUAAUUCUAAACAAAGAAAAAAUAAUCCUUCAUUAUUAUAAACAUUAAU